This is a messenger RNA of Varroa destructor (honeybee mite), 6002 nucleotides long. It is a transcript of the gene Isha, whose product is annotated as Insulator su(Hw) mRNA adaptor. The record is from RefSeq and is a predicted model, not a curated record. Gene Ontology annotation, cellular component: nucleus. Gene Ontology annotation, molecular function: RNA binding. NCBI's taxonomy places the organism in Eukaryota, Metazoa, Arthropoda, Arachnida, Mesostigmata, Varroidae.
CGUCGUUGUCGUUGACGACGACAUGAGCUAUCACCUGACUGUCGGUCGGUUUCGCGGCCGGUGGUUAUGAGCACUCUUCCUUGGACUCAUUUAAAUGUUGGCGCUCUUCUUGAUGAAGCGAUAUCAUUCCGCUACGCGCACAAAGAUCUUGUUUGCGUCGUACUGUCAGUAAAACGGCUUGUGCUUGUUUGCAAUGCGGCUCACACGGCGCUGUAUUAUCUUGUGAAUUGUAUUGAUUUAACUGUAUUGUGGAGUCUGGUCGUUUGUGCGAGUUCGAUCAAAGACUCGGUGUGGUGGUUGACGAUGGCUAGUGAGGCAGCCAUGGAGGAAGUGAAGGCUUUUAAUGCCGAGCUCCAGUCGUUAUACGAAACCAGGCCGCCAGUUUCGAAAGCGAAGAUGACAGAUAUUACGAAGAGGGCGAUGAAGACCGUGAAACUCUACAAGCAUGUCGUCCACUCCGUGGAAAAAUUCAUCCACAAGUGUAAACCCGAAUAUAAGGUCCCUGGAUUGUAUGUUAUCGAUUCUAUCGUCCGACAAAGCCGGCAUCAAUUUAAGGCUGAGAAAGACGUGUUUGCUCCACGAUUUCAGAAAAACAUCAAAAACACAUUUCAGGCUCUAGUAAAAUGUCCAGAAGAUGAGCGACCUAAAAUAGUGCGAGUUCUAAAUCUUUGGCAAAAGAAUGGCGUAUUUCCUAUUGAAGUUACACAGAUGCUUCAUGAAGUUGUUGCAGCUGCACCUUCAAUCAAGCCACCUGAGUCUCGCAAUGGUUCUCGAGAAGAAGCGAUUAAAGCAACAGUGGAAGAUCCGUCCUUGGCGACAAAGAUUUCGACAAUGGCAUCUCAACUCAAAGAGCAAAGUAAAGAAAACAAGCCAGCUUUUGAUCGAAAAUUACUAGACUUUGAUUAUGGAGAAGAGGAAGAUGAUAAACAGGCUCCACCGCCCCCGCCACCGGUCACAAUCCCUCACCCAGCGGAAACGAAAAUUGAAGAUGUGCACAAGAUUGCCAAUAGUGUCCUCAAUCCUUCAAUGCUCGAAUCUAUCCAAAAAGCGUUGGCAGCACAAGGAGUAGGACAAAUAAUAAAAUCUGAUUCAGCAGCUCCUCCUGAAAUGAUGAAUUUAGCUAUGGUGCCACCUCCCAGCACCGUUAUGCACCCUAACCCAUUUGCUAUUCCUGUUAUGGUAGCAAACCCAUUUGCAGCACCACCACCACCACCUGCAACCUCGGCUGACACCGACAUUCGUCAGCAAAUUGUAACUAGUGGAGGAGGUGGCAAGGAUGAAGACCUUCGACAACGAGACGAUUCUAGAAGAAGACGUAGUCGCAGUCCUGGUGGCCGACGGCGGUCGAGAUCAAGGUCAGGCAACCGAUCUUCGAGAAGACGCGACCGUUCAAGGGAUCGACGGCGAGACCGAAGUAGCUCAGUUGACCGAGAAAAGGAGAGAGAGCGCUUAUCGAAAGGACUUCCUCCUAUGAAGAAGGGCUGCGUUACCUUGUGCUCUAAUACGUUGUGGCUUGGCCAUGUGUCUAAAACUACUACCGAAUCGGACCUCGAAGCAAGUUUCGGAGAGUACGGAAAAAUUCUCAGCAUUGAUAUUAUUCCCCCGCGAGGUUGUGCAUACAUUUGUAUGGACCGACGACAGGACGCGUACCGUACUCUGCUUAACAAACGCAACAUCCGCAUGAAGGGAUCAAGUUCACGUAUUAAAAUUGCUUGGGCUCCACACAAAGGAACCAAGAACCACAAGGAGCUCAAAGAUUUUUGGGAUGUAGAUCAGGGAUGCUUCUACAUUCCAGAUGAUCGAAUGCCAGCUGUCACAGAUCUGUCACAACUGGAGGAUGGCGGCAUGAUCGAUAUCGACUCCAUGUCAGAUGACCUUCGUCAACGCUAUGAUAUGGUGAAAUCGGGUGGUAAAACGACUUUACCAAUGGGGGUACCACCUGUAGUUCCAGCCGGGAUUCCGCUGCCGUUUGGAGUUCCCCCAGUGAGUGCAGCAUUCCCGAUACCCGCCAUUCCGACUCCGACUGGCACUCCCCUUCCAAUGAUCGGUAUGCCAUCGAUGCCGCCCAUGCCUCAAAUGCCUUCGAUGAUGUCAAUGCUUCCCGCAGGAAUGAUGCGUCCUGCCGUACCCCCUGCACCACCUACUGCACCACAAUUACCUUCAGCGUCGCCUGUUUCAACAAGCUCAAACGGCAGUGUCGUUCCUCCACCGCCACCUCCACCUUUGACUGGUGUAUCUCCAGUACCUGCGCCAUCAUCAUCAUCUGUUCUUUCACCAUCUAGCAGUGAUAACCAGCCUCUUUCACGGCCACCUCAGACGAUGAGUUCAGCAGGUAGUUUUGGCCCUCAGGGAGUUCGUGGUCCGGUACCUACUUCCCGGGGCCCGAUGGGUCAGAUGGGUGCCGGACCGAUGGGAAGCCCAAUGGGUGGGCCUAUGGGAGGUCCCAUGGGUGGGCCUCGGGGAACAAUGGGUCCAAUGGGAAAUAUGGGAAUGGGCGGUCCUCGAGGUCCCAUGGGCAUGCCCAUGGGUGGUCCGAUGGGACCCAUGGGGCCUAUGGGUGGGCCAAUGGGUCAUCGGAUGCCAGUGGGACCGAGAGGUCCUGGAAUGCGAAACGGACCUGAAGGGCAUAUGGACACUCCAAUGGAUAUGCCCCCCAGGUUCGGUGGACCCGGAGGUUUUAUGGGUGCACGAGGUCCUCCCGGACAGUGGAACGGGCCUCCAGGGGGACCCCCGGCGUGGCGACAUGGCCCACCCGGAAUGCGACCUGACUUUAGACCUCCACCGCUGCAUAUGCAGCAUCAACAGGGCAUGUUCAACGGUCCUCCACCACCAGGAGGUCCGUUUGGACCGGGUGGACCUAUGGGCGGCCCUAUGGGUGGACCGGGGGGUAUGGGUGGUCCUGGAGGACCAGGCAACCUUGCCAGUUUGGUCAGACAGCCGUUACAGUUGCAGGGACCGCCAGGAGUAAUACCUACAACGUCUAGCAUCACUUCCGUUUCUAGUCCAACAAAACGACCCGCGGAAGUUACUGCAACCUCUUCCACCGGUGAACGUACCGAGCGAAAACGAGAACGAAAAUCGCGGUGGUCUGACGCGCCAGACGAUGCUCCUGCUCCACCGCCACCAACGUUAGCUGCAUUGCCGCCUGUGGAACAGUUUCCCGCAGGGGCAGUGUCUGCCUCCACGGGCGGUGCGCCUUCUGCGAAAGAAGAGGAAGACAUAAGGACAGUCUCCCCAGAAGCUCUCAAAGCUGAAGAAACUGGCGAAGGCACUCCUGUCGCUGAUGAGGCUGUUUCACCGAGGCAGAUUCAAGGCAAUUUACAACCUGCCGAACUGGUUCCUGUAAAUGUAGGACCAAGUCGAGAUCAUGAGGCCGAGGAGACGAAGGGACGAAAAAGAGACGGUAAUAUUGAUAUGUUUGGUGAAUCACCGACUUCCAAUGUGACCGCUAAGACGUAACAUAACGAAAAUUGCAACCAAAUCACACGUUCGUCCAUCAGCACAGACGGACAACAGAUUGCGUAAAGAUUUAUAGAAAAUAAUUACAAUAAGACAAGAAAGGAAGUGUUAAAGAAAGGAAACUAUAAAUGAGAGUUGUGGGGGUGAAGCAGAUGGUGCAGAAGAUCGGUAAGUGAGUCUAGUAAUAGGUUGCAUAUAUAUAUAUAUAUAUAAUAUUUGAUUCAACAAAAUAAACGAGUGUCACACUCGAUGGUAACAACGGGUAACAACAAAAACGACACCAGUGAUUUUCGUAAACCAACAACAAAACUACCGUCAGCAAAACAGUAGCAGAACCCCAAAUGAGUAAUUUUGUUUUGUGAAUGCUUGUCAGUUGAAUAAGUUAAAACCCAUGUCAUAUUUUAUUCAUAUUAUUAAGCAUUACGUGGAAAAAUUAUUUUCAAGUCGAUAGACUACAAUCAGAUGCGCUAAAGCUAUUUACAGAAUUGUUCGUUGCUAUAUAUAUAUAUAUAUAUACGGGGUCGAUUGGGUAGUUUAUAUGAAUAAAUAUUGCUUAUUAAUUCAUAUGAUUAGUGUGAACGACGGUCUCGCUUACGCUGUCAAGUCGUUUAGAAGUGAUGUAAUAUAGCAGAUAUAGGCCGAGAUCGGAUAUUCGAAUCGAUUAUAGUUAUUGCGUAUUAAAAAUACUAUUCUCAUUGAAUAGUAAUAAUACUAAUAGUAAUUAUUAUUAACUGGCAAUGAAUGAGUUGAAAUAUAAGGGCCAAAAUCGAUGCUGUAAGUAAUUGGCUUAAGAAGUGAAUGAUUUAGACAGACAGACAGACAGACAGGACUGCGCUGCCUAGAAGUAGCAAAGGCAGACAACUUUGCCAACUGACGCAAACAUGGCAUAAAAUCUAUAAUUGCUAUUAGUUACUCAGUAGUGAUUAAUUACUAUUAUUAUUAUAAUAAUUAAGUAACGUAAUCCUUUGUCCUUCCCUGUAUAUAUGCAUCAAACGCUUACCAAAAGGAGCGCGAAUAUAGGCUAGAUUAAAUAAUUAAAAGCGUUUUCCUUAAAAAAUGUGAAAUGAAAAUAAAACACAAACGUGUAUGAAGGUACUCUGGCGAUAUCGAUCGGUCUUUUUUUGAGUGGUAGUUAACAACAAAGGCAACUCUGGCUUUUUCUUUCAUUUUAAUGCAGGACAGGUGAUCCUAAUACGCCAAGAAAAAGCUGCUUCUUUCGGCUUACUGGGUCUACUAGCUGAUACUAUCUUGGCUUUCUUAGUAUGAUGAGAUGUAGGGGAGUUCCUUGACGACACAGAAGUACACCUAGAAAAAUUAGCAAUUGUCAAGCUUUUCAUUAGAAAUGGCAGUGUACGACUACGACAGAUCAUAAUUUUUCUUAAAGAGCCUAAAAUUAAAACCAAUACCAUAAGUGCUUACCCCCCGUGCUACCGUUUCCAAAUCAGAAGCAUAUGUUUCAGAAAUGGAGAUGUUAAAAAAGACGCAGCCUCAAUUGCAUUUAAACCCGUAGAGCACCAGAAUCCAGAACCCAAACUUAACUCGAUGAAAUUUGUGAUAGAGUAUAAAAAGCAAAAGACGUUCACAGAACAUAAAAUUUUUUUAUUAGAAAAGUUGCCGUAAGAUGUAUAGAGGAACGUGGUGCCAGCAAAGGGCACCCUUCCUCUACAAGGCAACCUCGAAGAUGUGGGGUGGCCUGCCGAGUACGAAAUAUAUUAGAACGUUUUUAAUUCAUAAUUAUAUUCCGUAACUAACACACAAAUAAAUAUAGUAGCAAAGUAAUGGAGCGAUCUAUUUUAAGCUUGAACUAACAUCAAGAGGUCUAACUUCAAGCUCUGAAGAAAUCUCUAAGCUCUAUUGAAAAUUGAGCCCCGCAAUCCCUCUCAGAAUCGUGAGUACAGCAUCAUUUCACCUUGCUGCUACUAUUAAGUUAAAUUGAUACAGCUCUGAACAAAUAUUAUUGAAAUAAAAUAGCCUUCAGGGAUAAUUCAGUCAACUUGUCAGUAAAUCUGAAUUUCCUGACAGCCUUAAUCGAUUCUUGCUUGUGAACGGAAAUAAUAUGUUUUAUUGGAAAACUUUUAUUCGCUGAAUCAGAAUCCAUGUCCGAUCUCAUACCAUUCAUCUUGUGUGCAUAUGAUCACAUAAAAAACAACACUAAGAUGCACAUACUACUAUGUUUGCAGAAAAAACCUUAACAUUUUUGUUUUCAGAGAAAUUACAAUAUUUAUGCCUAAAUUCCUAUUUAAACGAGGUCAUCUUAUAUUAUCCAGAUUAAUCAAAUCCUUUGUUAAUAUAAAGCUUCUCUCUGCUAGUUUGAUGCACAUUACUUUCAUCAUUAACAUUAUCUUUCGUAUAAGGUUGUACCAUAUUUACAAUCCGCACAGACCGAGUUGAGUUAAUAGAACUGUCAUGAAGCUGGUAUGCUGGGCCGAAAAAUUAUGAACUAUAUUGGGCCGUUACUUUAAAUUGCGGCGGCGACAGAUAACCUGCGUACAAGUUAAUAUGAAUAACAAAAGUUAGUAGUAAAGUGGGUAUAUAUAUAUAUA